AUGCUUGUCUUGAACCUGACAGAAUUGAACCGGUCUGAUAUCUGUGAGCAUUUCUCCUGUCCAGAGAGAUCUGUAUCUCCUGCAGUUUAUAUCUUACUGUACGUGUGUUCAGCUGCUGUGGUUCUUCUAACAGUGUGUGGAAAUAUGCUCAUCAUCAUCUCUGUUCUUCACUUCAAGCAGCUUCACACUCCGACCAACAUCCUCGUUCUCUCUCUGGCCGUGUCGGAUUUCCUCAUCGGUGCUUUAGUGAUGCCCCCGAUGUUAAUCUCAGCCAUCGAGUCAUGCUGGAUCUUUGAUAAAGGCUACUGCAUCAGUUUUUUGGUAACUGCUUAUUUUCUCGCCAGUUUUUCCAUCUACAAUGUUGCUCUGAUUGCUGUGGAUCGCUAUCUGGCUCUUUCAAACCCUUUUCUCUACACUAAGAAUAUCUCUAGAAGGACCAUGAGCAUUGUGGUGGUUUUCAACUGGUUUUGUUCUCUGUUGUAUAACAUUUUACUCUGUUAUUUCAAUGGAAGCUUCACAAGUUCUAUAAUGUGUCCUGGGGAGUGUUUUCUUUUACUAAAUGAGGUUGGGGCUGUAAUUGAUCUUAUAAUAACAUUUAUAUUUCCAUGUUCCAUAAUAAUCAUAUUGUAUAUUGGAGUUUUUCUGAUCGCUAAGAAACACGCCACUGCUAUCAGAGAGCUUAAUAAUCACACACGACCUCAAACACAGAAAAUCACCUCCCACUCCAUGAAAUCUGAGAGAAAAGCAGCCAAAGUCCUCGGUAUUUUAGUGGCCGUGUUUAUAGUGUGUUUACUGCCAUAUUUUAUUUAUAGUUUAUUAGCUGAUGUUAUUAGAAUGCAGGCAGACACCUUUAUGAAAGUCUUUAUGGUGCUUUGUCUGAAUUCCACCAUUAAUCCAAUUAUUUAUGCUUUAUUUUACCCGUGGUUUAGGAGGUGCGUUAAAUUAAUCAUAACUGUAUUACUUAUAACUAAAUAUUCCAAAAAGACUCAGUUAAUAAAUGUUCUUUCAUGA
Molecule: messenger RNA, 1011 nt
Organism: Silurus meridionalis
Lineage: Eukaryota; Metazoa; Chordata; Actinopteri; Siluriformes; Siluridae
Product: trace amine-associated receptor 13c-like
Exons: 1
Coding region: 1-1011 (336 amino acids)
Biological process (GO): G protein-coupled receptor signaling pathway
Cellular component (GO): membrane
Molecular function (GO): trace-amine receptor activity
Source: RefSeq, a predicted model, not a curated record